AUGAGCUGUGCAGUAGGGCCCUGCUUGACUAUUCAGAAAUUCUUAUCUUUCUGGUUUUCUGUUUUCUGUAGCGAAUACCAGGGCCUGGUGAAACAUACCGGAGGCUGCCACUGUGGAGCAGUACGCUUUGAAGUUUGGGCCUCGGCAGACUUGCACAUCUUUGACUGCAACUGCAGUGUCUGCAAGAAGAAGCAGAAUAGACACUUCAUUGUUCCUGCUUCUCGCUUCAAGCUCCUGAAGGGAGCAGAGAGCAUAACCACGUACACAUUCAAUACUCACAAAGCGCAGCAUACCUUCUGUAAGAGAUGUGGCGUGCAGAGCUUUUACACCCCCCGCUCAAACCCUGGCGGCUUCGGAAUCGCCCCCCACUGUCUGGAUGAGGGCACUGUGCGGAGUAUGGUCAUUGAGGAAUUCAAUGGCAGCGAUUGGGAGAAGGCCAUGAAGGAGCACAAGACCAUCAAGGACAUGUCUAAAGAGUGAGCUCCUGCUUUCUCCCUUCCUGAAAAGGAGGAAUGAUUGGGGCCAGCAGCUUUGCUGUCCCCUGUGCACCUCGGUGGUGCCCAUGAGUGUGGCUGACCCAGGCUGCUGGUGCGCUCACCCAGCGGCCAUCUCGAGCUCUGCACUUUGCUCCAGCUACCAGUUUGUUUAGGCAGCUCUUUGUCCUUUGUCAGCCCCGACUUUGAUGUAGGCUAGUUGACAUCCUUUCUCUUCCCAACUUUUGUGUGAUCUUUUAGAAAAAUAAAUAUUUUAAUAUUAAAGCA
Miniopterus natalensis is the source of this 761-nucleotide messenger RNA. The record is from RefSeq and is a predicted model, not a curated record. Lineage: Eukaryota; Metazoa; Chordata; Mammalia; Chiroptera; Miniopteridae.